GAGACUACUAGUACAGAGCACAGACCUGGCAACCCAAACCACCGAUCAGUUUGUUAAUAAGGGCAUAAUAUAUAAUAUAAUAAUACAAAACGCCUGUCAUCGUCCCCAACCGCGGUAGGCGUGUUCGCCGCCGGCCCGCCCGCCGCCACCUUGACCUUGCCGUCCGGCCGGCGCUCGCCAACGCAGAAGUCAAUGAGAUAUUAAAACUUGGAAUAAUAAACCCGGAUAGGAAAUUAAGUAAGAAAACGAGGCUAAUCAAACACUCGGAAGCCGUGGACCACGACCGGUCAAACCACUCGCCACCGUCCCGGUGUCCUUUCUCAAACUCUCCCCUCGUCUCAUAUCCGUCCGAGCUCCGAGCUCCCCCCAUUCCGUUCCACCGCUUGUUCUUGACUUCUUGUUCUGUUCAAGCUCACCUCCCUCGCCGAACUCCGAAAUCCAGACACUCCGUCCCCAAUCCGUAAUGCCUCCGCUCGUCCUGCUGCUGCUCGCUUCUUCCUUCCUCCUCCCGCCGCCGGCGGCCAGCGCUGCAGAGCCGUCAAGCUGCUGGCCGAAGGCAUGCGGGAACCUGAGCAUCACCUACCCGUUCUGGGUGGAUGAGCCCGGCCGGCCGCCGUGCGGGCCUCCGGCAUUCAAGCUCAAGUGCAACAGCAGCGGCGCGUUCCUGAGCAGCUCCAUCUACCAGGCGUAUCGGGUGGAGAGCAUCUUCCCCAAGAACCGAUCCUUACAUGUGGUGGACAUCAACCUGCCGCUCGCCAUCGGCUGCCCCGCGCCGACCUUCAACGUCUCGUUCAUCGCCCGGCCACUCUUCUUCAGCAAAGCCAACAGGGAGCUGCUCUUCCUCGGGAAGUGCACCGAGUCCCAGCCGGAGCCUCCGGCUGGGUUUCACAGCCUGCCCUGCGACAGCUCCUCCUUUGUCCGGCUCGCCGACGGCCGAAAUUUCUCGAGCAGCCACGUCCAGGGCGGCAUCCCGCCGAGCUGCUUCUUCGCUUUCGCGCCGGUUCUUGUGCCUCCCCGGUGGAAUGGCGACGGGUACCUCGCCAGCUUGAGGAAGGGGUUUCUCCUGGAGUGGACAGAGGUGCCCGGCAAUUGCUCGGAGUGCAUUGCGAGCGGCGGGGAAUGCGUGUACGGCGACGCCGUGCUGACCUUCGCCUGCAAUUGCUCCGGCAGCAUGCGAAAUGAGAAGUGCGGACGAAGCAGCAAAAGAAAAGCUAUAAUCGGAGGUGGCAUAGGAGGUGGUAUAUUAUUUGUAGCAUGCCUCUUCAUUUUUGUCUGGCACAAGCGGAAGAGGAGGAAACAAGCUAGAGCUCCCAAUGGCUUCACGUGUAGUGAAUCUUCGAUGCAAUCAUACAGCAAAGACCUUGAGUUGGGUGGCUCACCCCAUAUUUUCACUUAUGAGGAACUUGAAGAAGCUACUGAUGGAUUUAGUGACUCGAAAGAACUUGGUGAUGGUGGUUUUGGAACUGUUUACAAAGGAAAACUUCGGGAUGGAAGAGUAGUCGCAGUUAAGCGCCUUUACAAGAACAACUACAAACGGGUUGAGCAAUUCAUAAAUGAGGUAGACAUCUUGUCCCGCCUCCUCCACCAGAACCUAGUCAUCCUAUAUGGCUGCACAUCUCGUAGCAGCCGUGACCUCAUGCUCGUGUACGAGUACAUCCCUAAUGGGACCGUUGCAGACCAUCUUCAUGGACCCCGUGCAUCAGAACGGGGCCUCACAUGGCCCAUAAGGAUGAACGUUGCCAUAGAAACAGCUGAAGCACUUGCAUACCUCCAUGCAGUUGAAAUCAUACACCGUGAUGUUAAGACGAACAACAUACUGCUGGACAACAGCUUCCACGUCAAAGUUGCUGACUUUGGGUUGUCGCGUUUGUACCCUCUUGAAGUCACCCAUGUCUCAACAGUUCCACAGGGCACACCAGGCUAUGUCGACCCGGUGUACCACCAGUGCUACAAGCUAACUGAUAAAAGCGACGUGUACAGCUUCGGUGUGGUGUUGGUAGAACUCAUAUCCUCUAAACCAGCUGUUGACAUGAGCAGGAGCCACAGCGAGAUUAACUUAGCCAAUAUGGCUCUCAACAGAAUUCAGAACCACGAAGUUGAGCAACUGGUUGACCCUGAGCUCGGUUACGAGACUGAUAGCGAAACAAAGAGAAUGAUAGAUCUUGUUGCCGAGCUGGCUUUUCAGUGCUUGCAGCUAGAAAGGGAUUUGAGGCCGUCGAUCAAGGAGGUAGUGGAGGCCCUGAAUUGUAUCAAGAAUGGGGAUUCCCCAGAAAAAAAGGUGGAUAUAAAGUCAUCUCUUAAGGAAGAUGCACACUUGCUGAAGAAUAGCAUACAGUAUUCACCUGAUUCGGUAAUCCACAGAUUCCACAGUCAAUCGACUACCCACUCUGUAGCAUCAAAUGCUAGCGGAUGAGAUGAGAUUCCUUGUAUGUACUGAACCUGAAGAAAUAAAGCCCUUUCGGAUGUGUUGUAUAUAGUAUAGAGAUUGGCUAAUGAGCUGGUUCAUCUGGGUAAGUUUUUCCCCCUUUUUUUUGGUUGACUGACAAUGAACUAUAAGAUCAUGUUGUAUGGAAGGCUCGAAAAACUAUGAGCUUGCCACAAAUUCAAACAGUAGGCAUGUAGUAGAGAAGUAGUGUAAGGGUUUUCACGAAGCUGUGGUUUGCACUAGAUAUGUUCCCAUAUAUAAUAGCUUUCAUGUUGAUAAUACAAGGGUGAGUAAGAUGAUGAACUGAGGAACAUGCAACCAAAAAAAAAUCAAGCUGUACUUGCACAGCACCAA
Molecule: messenger RNA, 2779 nt
Organism: Panicum virgatum (switchgrass)
Lineage: Eukaryota; Viridiplantae; Streptophyta; Magnoliopsida; Poales; Poaceae
Product: LEAF RUST 10 DISEASE-RESISTANCE LOCUS RECEPTOR-LIKE PROTEIN KINASE-like 1.2
Exons: 4
Coding region: 464-2413 (649 amino acids)
Biological process (GO): protein phosphorylation
Molecular function (GO): polysaccharide binding; protein kinase activity; ATP binding
Source: RefSeq, a predicted model, not a curated record